AUGCCCAAUAAGAGAAGAGUAUGUAAAAACACUAAAGAAGAUAAAUAAUUGGAUUAUGGCAUCAGAAAUGGGUGUGAAGUACCUUAAAUAAAUGGAAGAUUGUAAAUUUACUCUAACUAUAAGUUGACUUAAAAUGAGCAGUUGAAAAAGAGAAAAUAGCAGAAUUAACACUACUUCAUGAAGUUAACUUAUUUCAAAAAAUUAGAAUAAUUUCAAUUUCAAAUAAAACUAUAGAAUGAUCAUAUUUAUAACUUUCAAAUUCAUAAUAUUUUGAUAAAUAAUAAUUUAUGCAUUAAGGUAUUUAGUUAUUUUUUAAUUAGAUUACGCUUAUAUGA
Messenger RNA from Paramecium sonneborni, 335 nucleotides. NCBI's taxonomy places the organism in Eukaryota, Ciliophora, Oligohymenophorea, Peniculida, Parameciidae. The record is from the annotation of a GenBank genome assembly.